GUGCUUUUGACGCCGGGUCUUCCGGGACUUGUGCUUUCUAGUUUCCUUCCGACGCAAGGGUGAGCCACUGAUCAGAAGUGCCUGUCAAGAUGGAAGUGAAUCCUCCGAAACAGGAGCACCUGCUGGCUCUAAAAGGUCCUGUUUCUUCUGAUUUGACCCGAAAGACAGUCUUAUAAAUAAUAAAUUGCAUUCUAGCUCUGAAGAAUUCGGCUAAGGAAUUUCCUCUUCAUUAAGAGUUAAUGGAUUACUGCAGAAUGACCACGGAAGUGAUACUGCAUUAUCGGCCAUAUGAAAAAGAUCCCACACAGCUGGCAAAAAUUGCAGAAAAGGCAAUUCAGGACUUUCCAACCCACCCGCUAUCAAGAUUUAUUCCUUGGUUUCCACAAGAUGGGUCCAAACUGCCGCUCAAGCCUAAAAGAUUACCACCAGUCAUUUCUAGAGAGGCUGCUGAGAGUGUAAAAGAGUGCCUAGCCAUUUCAGAACCUAGUGUUAAAUCUCAGAGCUACGAUUGCACAGUAGAUCUUCUGGAGUUCCAUCCUAGUGUGGAAACGCAGCACCUGCUCCAGUCACGCGCACUGCACGAGCAGACUAAUUCUGGAACUUUAGGUAGCAAUUCAGGAAACGAGAAUCAGCACCAGAAAAGAUCCUGGAGCAUUUCACUUGCCAGCAAACACUGUCCAGAAAAGAGUUUUCCUUUGUCUAAGAAAUUGCGAGAUAGUUUAAAGACAUUACAUUUGCACUCCCUUCAUAGAGCAAGAUGGACAUUAGAACACAAUGUUUGUAACAAGCAGACUCUGGAAGACAUUUGGACAAAACUCAAUCACCUCAUCCGGCACAAUGAACUUCCCUCGUGUAAUGCCACCAUCCAGAGACAGUUAGGCCAGAUAUGGGUGUUCUGUGAUAUUAUGUACUGUGAAUAUGUAGGAGGUCUUCUUAAAGAAAGAUUAUCUCUUAUUGGAAAGAUUAAUUUAUUUGUACGUAAAUAUGGUGUUAUUUUUAGUAUGUAAUGAAUUCUGGUUAUCAGAAAAAUAUUCUGAAUGAAAUGAAUAUGGACUGACAUUAUAAAAUGAAUUAAUUUUACUGUCACUGCAAUUUUAGUGACUUUGAAAAUUUGAUGCUCCUUUAUAAUGUGAAGAAAUAGUUGUCUGAUAUGUAGACAGUUUGUGUUCAAUAUAUAAAUAAAUGUCACAUGAUUCCAAGGCUUGUCAAUCAAGUCAGAAACAUUCUAGAUUCUGUUCAUUGGUGUUCUUUUAAGUGAACUGUGAUGAAUUAUUGUCUGUACUAAAAUUAAAAGUAAGUGUUCUAAUCUUUAUCACCACUGGUUGAUUUUAAAUGAAUGGACUGAAUUUUAAUGAAUCCUUAAAGUCUCUUGCUUUGUUUUUUUUAACUCACCUAAGUAUAAUGCGGGGUAUGUGUAAGAUUAAGUCUUCACACAGUAUGUCUGAUUUAUAUUUUUCAGAAUUUAUUACAAGGUUUCCAAUUAAGGAUUAAAAGUUGGAUAGUUUUGUUAUUUUAAAGUAUUUAUAACAGAACUAAAAAUGUAAGUUACAAUGAGGCUAUUAACAGUUUUUUAAAUCCAAGAGCUAAAAAGAGCUUCUUUGUUUUCAUAUGCCGAAGAUCUAAAUUUUUCUGACUUACUCUGGAUGAAUUGCUUUCUACUUCUCUGAAAAACAAUAAAAGUAAAAACUGAGAGAUAGAUUUUUUUUCCUUCAAAUAGCAUAGUGAUCCAAAGGAGAAAAGUAUUUCCCAUCUACCUAGAUGAGUCUUAAGAGGUUGUCA
Alexandromys fortis (reed vole) is the source of this 1779-nucleotide messenger RNA. RefSeq names its product shieldin complex subunit 3 (gene Shld3). Gene Ontology annotation, biological process: positive regulation of isotype switching; positive regulation of double-strand break repair via nonhomologous end joining; negative regulation of double-strand break repair via homologous recombination. NCBI's taxonomy places the organism in Eukaryota, Metazoa, Chordata, Mammalia, Rodentia, Cricetidae. The record is from RefSeq and is a predicted model, not a curated record. The transcript is spliced from 2 exons. The coding region runs from base 240 to 1007 and encodes 255 amino acids.